Messenger RNA from Olea europaea var. sylvestris, 1233 nucleotides. RefSeq lists its product as uncharacterized. Bases 1 to 1233 code for a protein of 410 amino acids. Lineage: Eukaryota; Viridiplantae; Streptophyta; Magnoliopsida; Lamiales; Oleaceae. The transcript has 5 exons. The record is from RefSeq and is a predicted model, not a curated record.
AUGGCUUACCCUAAGUUGUUAUUGAAGAGAUUGGAAAUAUUUGCAGCCUGGUCGGCUUAUAUGAUUGCUUAUUGUAGGAUGAACAAUUGCACAGGCGCACAUAGGGAUAUUAACAAGUACUUCAAAAGUGACAAUGUGAAUGCGUUGACUGAGGAUGAAGUAGAGAUUCAACCUGCCCAUGUUAAUGAAGUGGAUGAUAAGGAUGAAGAAUUGUUUAAAACACCAAUAAAUGUGACAAAAGUUGGCCAACUAGGUAAUGAAGGACUCAAAGAUUGGCAUAAUUUGCAUCGGUCUGUUAAAAGUCAUGAAGGAAAUGAGGAGCAUUUACGUUGCAUGACUAGUUGGAUUGAACUGGAAAAUAGGUUUCGAUCAAAAACUACAAUUGAUAAAAGCAUUGAAUUGUUGAUUGAUGCUGAAAGAGAACAUUGGAGACAUGUAUUAAAAAGGAUAAUCACUAUUGUUAAAAGACUUGCAAAAAAUACAUUGCCAUUUCGAGGAGAUGAUGAGAGGCUACAUGUUGAGAACAAUGGCCUAUUUAUACAAAUGGUCGAAAUGGUUAGUGAAUUUGAUCCAGUAAUGCAAGAGCACCUUCGGCGAGCUAAAGCAAAAGAGAUUCAAUAUACAUAUCUUGGCAAAAAAAUUCAAAAUGAGUUGAUACAGUUGUUGGCUAAUCAAGAGGAGCAAAUGUCUUUAAUUGUACGAUUUGUAGAUAAUUUGGCAAACUUACCUACAGUUCAAGAACAUUGGCUAGAAUUUUUGAAGGUAGAUGACACAACAGGACUUGGACUUGUAACCGAGCUUCAAAAGGCUUUGAUAAAAAUUGAUCUCGAUAUUGAUGACAUUAGAGGGCAAGGGUAUGACAACGGAUCUAACAUGAGCGGGAAGUACAAAGCUGUAUCCUUCUUCGGAGUGAUACAACACAUCUACAUAUUAUUUUCCUCUUCUACCAAGCGAUGGAAAAUUUUCAAAGAUAAUGUACAAGGGUUGACAGUGAAGUCAUUGUCACAAACACGUUGGGAAAGUCAUGUUGAAAGUGUGAAGCCUAUAAUGGAGCAAACUGCACAGAUAAGAAUUGCAUUACUUGAUUUAGCAGAAAGUAAUGAAGAUCCUAAAGUGAAGAGUGAAGCCGAGUCAUCAGCAACACAUGAACUUCAAAAUUUUGAGUGUUUGUUUAGCAUGAUAAUCUGGUACAGAUUGUUGCAUGCUGUGAAUAUUGUGAGUAAAUUUCUUUAA